CCGAGUUGUGGCUGAAACAUUUUCAAUAGCAAAACAAAAUUCAUCGUAAAUUCCUUCACCGGCAACACAAACACACAGAAGCAAAGAAUCUGGAAAAGAAACCGUAGAGAAGAUGCUCUUCAUGGAUGCGCUAUUCAAUAGUCUGUUGGUUGUGAGCUCCGGCUAUGCGAUGUAUACGUUGCAUCCACUACACACACCUUAUGGCUAUGCGGCAGCCGCAGUGAGUCUGGUGCAUGGACUGCUGGGCGUGGUUCGAGCUGCGAACAAUGAUGAUGAUGAAUGCAAUCGCCUCAGGCAGAUCACGUCGGGCAUUAUGGAACUGGUCCCGUUACCAUUGACCAACAUUGAAUUCUAUCUGAAAUCAUCGUCGCCCCAUCUGGCGAUGGCACAUGGCUGUUUUUUGGUGCCGCUCGCCUUUGAUGUCGUUGCCAAGUGGCGUGACAUCGAGGACAAUUCAACGGUUACGCUCAAGGAUCUGACGCUCCUGGGCAACGUUGUCUCGCUGCUCUUCCUCGGCGUGAAUCAAUCGAGCAACGUUUACGGCGGAAUGGCGGCAAUUGCGUUCGGUGCACGUUACGGCUCCGUUUUGCUCGAUUACUACUCCGAGGGUCUGGGCAGUCACAUCAAUCUGUUGGCCAACUCCGCUUUUAUUAUGCUGAUGACCAUGACGCUGACAGCCAAAUAGAUGCAGCUACAUAACUAAAAUUCUUCUGACACUUGAGUUCCGAAACUUAUUAUAUACCGAAAUCCAUUCCAUGCCACUUCAAUCUAUAUUUUUAUUCAUCUUUGCCAAUAAAGAAAUUAUUGUGUUCAUAA
Drosophila albomicans is the source of this 816-nucleotide messenger RNA. RefSeq lists its product as uncharacterized. The record is from RefSeq and is a predicted model, not a curated record. The coding region runs from base 113 to 685 and encodes 190 amino acids. The transcript has a single exon. Lineage: Eukaryota; Metazoa; Arthropoda; Insecta; Diptera; Drosophilidae.